Molecule: messenger RNA, 1613 nt
Organism: Cygnus atratus (black swan)
Lineage: Eukaryota; Metazoa; Chordata; Aves; Anseriformes; Anatidae
Product: interferon-like
Exons: 1
Coding region: 66-809 (247 amino acids)
Biological process (GO): cytokine-mediated signaling pathway; B cell differentiation; B cell proliferation
Cellular component (GO): extracellular region
Molecular function (GO): cytokine activity; type I interferon receptor binding
Source: RefSeq, a predicted model, not a curated record
UUGCCACCACCCGCACCACCACCCAGCCCCAACAGGCUCCUGCCCAGCACAACCCAACUCCCACCAUGCCUGGGCCCGCAGCCCCAACACCAACAGCCAUCCACAGCGCCCUGGCGCUCCUGCUCCUCCUCACGCCUCCCGCCAACGCCUUCUCCUGCAGCCCCCUGCGCCUCCACGACAGCGCCUUCCCCUGGGACAGCCUCCAGCUCCUCCGCGACAUGGCUCCCAGCCCCACGCAGCCCUGCCUGCAGCAACACGCGCUUUUUCACUUCCCGGAGACCCUCCUGGACACCAACGACACACAGCAAGCCGCACACACCGUCCUCCACCUCCUCCAACACCUCUUCAACAUCCUCAGCAGUCCGAGCAUUCCUGCGCACUGGCUCAACACCGCACGCCACGACCUCCUCAACAAGCUCAACCACUACAUCUACCACUUCGAGCGCUGCUUCCCAGCCGAGUGGAUGCGCUUCCACAGGCGAGGGCCCCGCAACCUUCACCUCAGCAUCAACAAGUACUUCAGGAGCAUCCAACACUUCCUCCAGAACCACAACUACAGCCCCUGCGCCUGGGACCACGUCCGCCUCGAGGCUCACGCCUGCUUCCAGCGCCUGGACACGCUGAUACGGCGCAUGAAGAGCCGAGCAUCUCCCAGCCUCUCCCAAAGCCAUCUGCGCCUUACGACUGUCCCCAGCCAACGCCAUUGGACACCGAGCAAGAGGCAGCAGCUGCAGCACAGACGGGGUCGGCUCAGCACUGCUCAGCCCUCCUCCAGUCACAAGCCCACAGCGGCGGGGAAACAGCCGUGACUGCGCCAAGGCCAGGCCCGGUCCUGGCUGUGGCACAGCGCAUCCAGCCAUGUGGUGUGCACCAUGGACACUUCGCUGCAAUGGAAUGUGGAAGACACAGCUAUGUCACACACCCGGGGGACAGCCAUGAUGCAAUGGUGACAGGCAAAGAAUUUAUUACCCAUGGGACUGUGUUGCCUAUCUGGACUGCAACCUCCCCUGACGGAAGGGGAAGGUGUCAAUGGGCACUGUGGGGACUUGGACAUGUCAAUGACUAUUUAUUGCAGAACUUUAUUUAUCACGCCUUCAUUUAUUUAUCCCCCCUUUUAAUUUAUUUAUUCAUCCUUAUUUAUUUGCACUUAGUAUUUAUUCACUCUUUUUUCUGGAAAUAAAGAUUUUACAUUUUAUAAAAAAGAUGAGAAGUGGUGGUCAUCUCUCACAGACCCCAUGGGCAUAGGUGAGCUCCCUGAGGCCAGCAGAGCCUUGCCUCCUGCAGCCUGUCCCACUGAUGGCCUCUGUCACUGGUUGAGGGCUCUGGGCUGCUGACUGCUACCAUGGGGCUGUCGGGGAGCAGCACCUCUCCUGAACCCACCAAGCCCAUGGGCAUCUCCCACCAACACCAGACCCUAAUGGUGCAUGCCUGCCCUGAAAACAUGGCACCCGCACCACACACUUCUCAUCAGCCACCACCCACCUGCUCCCUUCCCAGUCCUCUCCCACUGCCAAGGUGUGAAAGCCACCUUCAUGUGCACCCCAAGACCAACACCCCAUCACAAUCAACCUUCUGGCGAUGCCACGGGGCUGCCUGGGGCUAAAGAGGGAGGC